Molecule: messenger RNA, 1566 nt
Organism: Komagataella phaffii GS115
Lineage: Eukaryota; Fungi; Ascomycota; Pichiomycetes; Pichiales; Pichiaceae
Exons: 1
Coding region: 1-1566 (521 amino acids)
Source: RefSeq, a predicted model, not a curated record
AUGACAUCCCCACCACAUAAUCCUUUGGCCAAAAUUAACCAGUGGAAGGACUCAGCUUGGUCUCACAUGAGCACGAAGCUUCACGUCAACUCCUCAAGUCCCAUAAAUGACGAGAUCCUGGACUUUGACGACCAGGUAACUCAGUCCCCUCAUGACACACACAUAGAUCCAGACAACUCAUUGUGCUUCAAAGAUACCACCACCGAGCUGGAUGUGACUUUGGACGAUUUCGACAUGAGCGUGGAUACAUCUGACAUCGUCGCUCACGCGUUACCUAUGGAAUCAGAUUUCGAUCCAGCGGGCGGUGGUGAUGAUGAUGGUGGUGGUGGCGGUGUAGCUGGAGAUGAAUAUACUAGCAACAAUGAGCCGCUCCACAACCAGGACCACGAUCAUGUCCAUCCCCACGAUCAUCUCCAUCACCAUGACCAUGCCCAUCACGACCACCAUAGUGACAAUCUUCACUCACACAAUGUUCAUCCUUUCCAAAUAAGUCAAUCGAACUCCAGUUCAACCAUCUCAUCGUUUGACUCCUCGGCACCGACUUACUCAGACACUUUACCCACAAAUUCUCUACCCAGUUCCAUGUCACCUUCCAACACAAGAACCCCGGCUAGACGCCGCUCGGUGUCAGCCACGCCGCAGACAGCCUCGCACGGGUUCCACCAACAGCCGCUUGUAAUGCCGCAAUAUCAGACUCCCAUCAAGAAGACUGAUUCUUUGACGCCGAGACGGCUGAAAAGUCGUUCAUUAUCCCGGCUGUCCCUGGAUCAUCUGAGGUCUCCUGCAGGAAAUCCUUUUUACACACCGCCGGCCUUUUUAUCUCCCAAGCUAGAGAGUCCUUACAGUUCAAGAGAUACGCCGCAACAGGAGGUAGUGAUGAUUUCUCCGUCACAGCUCUCUCUAUCACUGAAUCGCAAGUCACGUUCCUUCACAGCUCCAGCUGGGAUACCGAAGAAGCUUCGUACGGCCCCAUCUUUUUCUUUUGCAGAUUUACCUCCACAGCCUUUACCACAAUCUCAUAGUAUGUACCAUGUUCAAGGUGGUUCGCAUAAUUCUGUACCAAAAUCGGCCCCAGCGGCCUUCAAUAGCAUGCAAAGAUCCAGGUCUUCUACAAAUCUAUCGGCAAUUGCCCUUAGUAAAGAGUCUUCGCUCUCCCGGCGGAACGUAACUGCCUUAGAGACACCUUUCCAGGUCCGACAAACGAGCCAGCAACUUCAAAAAGCCUCCACAGUACCAAAUAUGCAUUCAGAAGUGAACAUGACCGUUCCAGAACAUAGAGAAGUGUUUCAUGAGGAGAUCGAGGACACUGACAAGGUGAAGGAGAUUGAAGAAGAGAAAAAGAAGAAGAAAUUCAGCUGUCCCGUAUGCCACGCCAGGUUUCAAAGACCAGAGCAUGUUAAGAGGCACAUGAGGUCGCAUUCAAGUGAAAAACCUUUUGUCUGUCCAGAGGAAGGUUGUGGUACCCGAUUUAACAGAAAGGAUAACUUGAAGGCACAUCUAAAGAAAAUCCAUAGUCUGCAUAAGAACCAGGUGAACCAAAAAGUAGAUGGUAAAGAAUAUGAGUAA